AUUGUAAUUAUUGUUUAGAGUAUAAUGAUAGAGAAAAGUCUGCAAAUGUCAUUAUACACACACUUUUUCCAAAUAUGUUGUGUCUGAGGCUGGCUAAGUCCUCAGAUACAGAGCCUGUGAUUUGGAGGGACAGCUGCAUUUCUUCACUGCCCUGCUUCUUGCCAAGCCUGAGUACAAGUGUGGGACCCUUUCUAGCACAGCUGACCUGAAGCCACGCAGAGUGGUCAUCACUGCCAUGUGAGGAAAGCUGACUCAUCCUGGUCUUCAGGACUUAGUUACCCCCACAAAGACUCAGCCUUCCCUUCUCAUCUCUGUGGCUCCUCUCCUCAGAUUUCUCUCUCCCCCCUCCUCUUCUAAGAUUCACGUUGACUGACAUAGUUCUUCUUUGCCAGGCUGGCUUAUUGAGAAAAAAUAAUUCUUUGCUUUACAAUAAAGAUACUAUAUGUUUAAAAAAUCUAAUUUGACUAAUAUGUUUCGCUGAGCUUUCUUCAUUUAUACCAACAAGAAUUCAUUUUAGUGUUUUAGCCUCCGGGAAAUGAUGAAUUUGUUUAAUAGAUUGGUAAUUAUCCAGCUCAGAAAUGAUCAUUAGAAUUCCUUUUCAUUUGAUUACUAUAAAUCACCAAACACACAAUCCAUUUAUCACCAGCUGCAUCCAUUAACUCAGCCUUGCUUGUCCUUGACUACAAGCCACCUGAGUUACUCAUUUUGAUUCUUUCUAAGUAUAAAUAUUAAUAGAAAGUGGUACUCCUUAAGUAAAUCUGAUAUAAAAUUUCAGAUUUACUUGGAAAGCAUAGCUGUACAAACUUUUAUAAAUGAUUUAGCUUUUAUUGUCUUAGAAUAUUUUUCAAGUCAGCCAUGACUUGAAUAGAAGUGUCCUUUUUGGUUAGGAGUUUGGGGUGAUUAUUAUCAGUUGUCAAAGGAUCACUCCUGGACAAAUAUCAUCUUAGUAGAGAAGGUGAGGCUGUGCUUGUAAAUCACGAGAAUGUCUUUCAUAUCUGUACUUUUGGCGCUAACUAAACACCUGUAUGUGAUGUACUAGAUAGAACUUGAGGUAUUACAGUUCUGAAAUGGAAAAUCUGGUCAGAAAACUGAGCUCCCCCAGUAUGUUAUGUGUGUGUGUGUGGUGAGAAUUACAAGCAUGAAGACUUGUCAUGAAGAAUGUCACCUACGUGGACAUCACCGAACCUAAGGUCAUCUGGUAAGAACUCAUGUGUAAGAUAAUUCAGGACCCCUCCUCUGGGAUUCCAUCUAGCAGUGUUAUGAUUGGAUUUAGACAAAUGAAGAGCAAAGAAAGUUACUGUAGGGCAGUCUGCUUAGUCCACAAGCCAACUGUGUUUUUCUUUCCCCUUUUUUCUCCUGCGGUCUCUAGUUUACCGUGGUUUCUGGGCAGUCCUGAUGCUUCUAGGGGUACUCGCUGUUCUGACUGCAAGCUUUCUGAUCAUCUGUGCAGCCCCCUUUGCCAGCCACUUUCUCUAUAAAGCCGGGGGAGGCUCAUACAUCGCUGCAGGCAUCCUGUUCUCCUUGGUGGUGGUGUUAUAUGUCAUCUGGGUCCAGGCAGUGGCUGAUAUGGAAAGCUACAAAGUCAUGAAGAUGAAGGAUUGCUGGGAGUUCACACCUUCUGUGCUCUAUGGAUGGUCAUUUUUUCUGGCCCCAGCUGGAAUAUUUUUCUCUCUUCUAGCUGGAUUAUUAUUUCUAAUUGUUGGACGGCAUAUUCAGAUACAUCACUAAUCAAACUGUUUCCACCAGCGAUUUUACGGUAGAUUUGAAAACAGAGCAUACUUUUUCUUCCUUUGUUUUAGUGAUAUCAAUAUAAAGUUAAUUAAUCAAUGUGCCUUUUUAGUUGAUAUUUAGAAUGAGUCAUUUUACCUGUGGUUUCCUCUGAUAAGAACGUCCUAGAAUUCCUCCAGGUAUAGCAUCUCUAUCUCAUCGGUACUGGGCCUCUGGUGUAUUGCGUUUGGAGUUCAUGCAGUGCAAAGGCCUGAUGAUAGCUUUAAUACCAUCACACCAGACAGAUCACUAUUCAAAGUCUCCUUGACAGUCACUUCUGCUAAUUUAAAAAAAUGGAGGGUAAUUAAGAAUGGAAAACAAAUGUAGCUCGAGAAAGUAUUUCAUUUCUCUUGCACCCAUGUACAUAUCCACAUUCAGAUUCAUCGACUCCUGUGAACAAAUGAGCCAUCAUUUAAACACAGCCAGCAUUUGCUCUUGUUAGCAGGAGCCACGAGUGGGCCAACAAACAAAACCAGGAACGUGGAUGCCACCUCCUUACCCACAGCACUUUGCUUACCUACUUUUACUCGCUUAAUUGUAUAUGCUUAUAGGAGCAUUUAACUGUCCUUAAAAGCAGUAAGUCUGUAUACCAAAUUAUACAUAAUUCAGAUUAGAAUUGUAUGAACUCAAAGUGGGCUGAUUAUGUAAUGUAAUAUGGUUUAAAAUAUGUAAAAUCCAACCACCUCAGCUUAGCACAUAAUUCUAUUUAAUAUUUUUAAAUUCCCAUUUAAAAAUUACAUUGCUAAGAUGUUCAACAUGUGAAAAUUUAUUGAUGAAACAUGCUUUUAAUAUUCUCUAGCUAUAAAGUUUCAAAAUACUUCCAUAUGAGGAUUAUAAUAUUCUUGCUUUAUGAAAGACCAUGAAAUAUUAACUUUCCCCAAGAUUUUAUGGUUCUAGUUCUUCUGAUCAUUUGAUUCUCUUAAUUAUUGUCCCUCAUUUCUUCAUCUUUACAAUAGAUACAUUAACAUUUACAGAUCCACAAUUUCCUUUAACCUCCUGGAAGAAAAGGUUUUGUGGGGAAAUAUAAUUCUUUAUUAUUCACUAGCAUUAGACAUUUUGCAUAUCAAAGAUACUCCUUUGGCAGGAAUGUUGAUUGAAAUCAAACCCAUCUGCAAGGCCUAGGCCUUGUUUGCAUUCAGGAAGCUUCCAUCAUGGAGGAGUUUGUUGUUAGUGACAGAACAGAGAAAUGGACAGCACUUGAGCUUUGCUGGAGGCCCCAUGCUUCGUUCUGCAGCUGUUGUCAUGAGGAGCACAUGUACGACUCAGAGGCAUAGGAAUGACCACUUGGAAGCUUCUCUGGAAGAGAUGGACUGAGGCUGCUGUGGAUGGGGAGGACACCUGAGCCUUCCCUGCAGGCCUCCUACUUUAGUGUCAAGUUGUUUUACAAAGAGGGAGCUUAGAGGAAUAACAAUAGGUCUGAGUUCUUUACAGCUUCAUGUGGGUGUUUUAGUGACAGUCAGGACUUGUCUGUAACAACAACAGCAACGGCAACAACACUAAUUUUUAAAAAGCUCCUGGGGUUUAACUGGCUUCCAAGUCAUUUCAAUAUCAUAAAUGUAUUUUUGUGGUACUUUUCUUUUGUCUUCUUCUGUUUCAUUUUUUCUAUUGCUUCAUUUACUUCUUUGCUUUUUGGCUUGAUUAUCAGAAAAAUAAUUAUGGGUUCUGUUAUGCAUAUUGACUGUGAUAUUAAGUUAUGGCAUGCCAUUAAGUUUUCCAGACGAUGCUUAGAUGUAUUUGAUUAGUACAUGUCAUCUGAACAUACAAUUCUUUUUCAUAGAACUUUGGAAUGGAACCUUUUCCCAAGCACUGUAUGCCAUUUAAAUUUCACAUGCAAGCUGCUUUUAGUAAAAGUUUGAAUAUUUAUAAAUUUCAGAUGGUUACCCUCAUUUUCUAAUACACUUAUGCUCAACCAUCUAUUUACCAUAAGGCCAUUGGCUGAAUAGCUGAUGUGUAUGACACUUUACACAGAGCCACACUUUGGAAGUCUUUUAUAGUUGUGAUACAUCAGUCACAUUAAUUUCAAAUGUGUUUGUUCAUCUACUACCGAAUGGCAGGAAUGAAGGUGAGUUUGUGGUUUCAAUGUGUUAACUAUACUUGAAAACAGUAGAUUGUUGUGACAGUCUUAUAUCUGAUUUGGGAUACUAUAUUUCCAAAUAUCUUUGCUGUGUUUAAUUCUCUAUUAGGUACAUUGAUUAAUUUUCAGAAUUCUGCAAGCUAAAUAAUACUCUUUUUAAAGAGUGUUGAUUUUGUAUUAUAUAGUUUCAGUUUAAAAAUAUCUUUUUACUGACACUUCUAAAAUGACUGAAUAAAAAGGGAAGUGAGUGAUGCCUUGGUCUUUGGGAAAGCUGUGAUUGCUCCAUUUGUACUUGUUCAGUUGUCUUAGGUCAGUAGGUGGCAGGCAGUGCAUGCAUUGAGCUGGCUGUAGAAAAUAUACAGCAAAGCUUAGUGAUGGUAUUAACUGGUGUUCAUGCUAGGGCUUUCUAGAAAAAAGAUGCCAUGUUUAGUGGUUGCUUGGUCAUUUUUGAUGGUAAUCUAUAAAAUAUAGCUAUUGAUUUGAAUAUUAAAUCCACUUAUAAAAGAAUGUGGUAGAGAAAGUACCAGUGUUUGGUUAUUAUAUCUAUCUAUCUGUCUAUCUAUCUAUGUAUCUAUCUAUUUAUCUAUCUAUCUAUCUCUCUAUACCUAUUAUCAACAUGUACGUGUGUGUGUGUGUGUGUGUGUGUGUGUGUGUGUAUUGUAAUGAUAAGUUUGGAUAGAAAAAGAUGAAUUGAAUGGCAUAAAUCAUUAUAUAUGAGCCAAGUAAAAAUCAGUUUCUCUUGGAGAACAGUGAUACAGUUGUGUUUGCUUAGAAGCCACUUUAACUAUUUGAAUGAUCUCAUGAUUUAUUUCAGUCACCAAAAAUUUGAUUUUUAUUUUCAUGAAAGUUACCAAAUUGAGCUUACAAAGAGACUUAGAAUGUCAGGCAAACAUCAGGUACAAAUAAAGUUAGUUGUACAUGAGCCUUCGGUUGGGUAGAAUUGUGGGAAAAAACCAACUGUGCUGGAGUUACAAUGGAAAACAUAUAUUAAUGAUCAAAGUCAAAACCGGAUUUGAUUUUGGUGGUACUCCACCAAGAAAGCACAGGAAAAAAGUUGAAAUAGAAAACUAAAUGUUUAUUGAUUGUCUGAAGAAAUUAAACAUGUGGAGACAUUUCCUCAGUAAUGAUCAAAUGUGGGUGGAGAACUUUUAUCAAGAACAUGGGGAGAGAGUGUCUUAGAUAUGUUAAAAAUCAGACGGUAGGAAAUACCACACAUCUUUUAUAUUAUAGCAUGCAUGUAAAUGGAGCAAAGGAUAUUUAAUCCAGUUAGCAAGGAAAAGAAGACAGCAAGAAAGAUGUCCAGUAAGAGUGCAGAGUUUCUGUACUAGUUAGUAAGGCAAGUGUUGGUGGUUCCAUCUGCAGGACAUGAAGAUCGGCAUGGCUAGUAUGUAUUAGACACAGCUCUGCAAUUACAGUUGGAUCAUCCAGAGAGGCUUGCUAUGGCUUUUAGGUUUCAAUCUCACCCCUAGUAUGUUGGUAUUAAGUGAAUUGUAUUCUCAGUGAACAUCUUAUUUGGGUCACUGUAGAGAGGUUUGUAUGGCAUGGUUAGAAAGGUUAAUAAACCUGAACUCCAAUCCUGCAUUUUAAAAGAGGCUAUUGGAAGAUUGAACUCUGUAAAAUGGUCUAACUCUGAAUGUAAAGAAUCAUAUGGUAAAUCUAAUAAUUCUGUGUAUUUAAAUUAUAUAAUUUGUUGUAUACAUAGAUACAUUAGGAAUACAUGUAAUUUGUGAUUAUGUGUAAUUUAUAAAGAACCUUUACAAGUAACUGCAUUACAAUGAUUUUGUGUUUUCCUGGUUGAAUUAGAAUGGCAAUGGUUCUCCUGGUAUACACAAACAACAGGGGCAGUUUUAUGAAGUAGCAUGGUGGGAGGUCUUGCCCACCUGCACCAAUGCUGAACCUCAUGGAGACCACUGAGGAAGGAGAGGCCUCACUGGGUAAAAUAAAUUAAUGCAUAGCAAAGAUUUUAAUAUUCUCAUUAUUCUGGUAGUCUUAGAUUUAUUGUGAAAUAAUUCACUGAAAGUGUAGGACAGUUCUUUCUUUAUGUGACAAUUACUUAAUUUCUUUCCUUAGCAUUUCCUUGUCCAUUAAUUCUAAAGAGUAACUGCAACUGUGAAAAUAUUCACCAGUACUUGCAGAUAGUAUUGCCGUUAACACUUUCUAAACAAAUAGGUAUUAAAAACAGGUAGCUUAAAAUAAGAGUGACAUGCAAAGCGUAGUCCUCAUUGCUUCAUAUUUGAAUGUAAAAACAAUCAAGGUAGUGUCUUCAUCUUCCAAAAAUACACGGAAUUUCUCAAGUAAAAGUAUAUGUAAAUAUCUUGGAAAGAUGCUAAUAUAAACUUAGAGUAACCUGUGUAUGUACACAGGCCCCCAUGCCUAUGCAGGCUUAUAUGUAUAUGCACAUCUGUGAUAUAUAUGCAUAUAUGUGGUAGAUUUGCA
Molecule: messenger RNA, 6277 nt
Organism: Castor canadensis (American beaver)
Lineage: Eukaryota; Metazoa; Chordata; Mammalia; Rodentia; Castoridae
Source: RefSeq, a predicted model, not a curated record